Didymella exigua CBS 183.55 is the source of this 5463-nucleotide messenger RNA. RefSeq lists its product as uncharacterized. NCBI's taxonomy places the organism in Eukaryota, Fungi, Ascomycota, Dothideomycetes, Pleosporales, Didymellaceae. The record is from RefSeq and is a predicted model, not a curated record. Bases 1 to 5463 code for a protein of 1820 amino acids. The transcript has 2 exons.
AUGCCUUCCCCCGCCGCAGGAAAGAGUGAUACCCCCCGCACUCCUACCAAGCUUGGCAGGAAGCCCCAGCAGUCAGCUCCUAAGCUGAACAAGCCGCAAUCGCAGGUACCCGACACAUCUGACGUUUCAGAGAAGGCCCAGUCGGCUGUCGAAGACACUAUAAACCAGGCACAAGACACCGCGGAAGACACCGCAGAGCAGGUGAAGGGCACUGCUGAAGAUACCAAGGACACAGCCGAAGACACCGCAAAAGAUACCCAGAAGAAGGCGGGAGAUACGACUGGAGACACAAAGAAGCAGGCGGAAGACGCCGCCGACGAUGCUGAAGACACUGUCGAGGAUACAACUGGCAAGGUAUCACAGAAGGGCGACGAGCUCUCCGAGGCUGAGCCCAAGCCCAUCGACGACGAUGAGGAUGAGGAGGCUGAGGAGACCGAGGACGACGCUACACAAAAGGCUGGCGACGAUGCCGAAGACACAGUCGACAACACCGAGGAUGAUGCCACAGACACUGCCAGCAAGGCCGGUGAGGGCGCAUUGAGCGGUGCUCGCGGUCUGGCUGGUCGCGCGUCCAACCUCGCCGGCAAGGCCUCCAAGGACCCUAAGGGUGCUGUUGAGGACGCAGCCGAUCAGUCUCAAGACAAGUCUGCUCUUGACGCUGCUGACGAUGCUACCGAAACUGCGAAGGACAGCGCUCAGGAGGGUCAGGAUGCCGUCGAAGACGCUACCGAUGACGUGCAGGACAAGGCUGGUGACGCCGCUGAUGAUCUCCAAGACAAAGCUGGCAACACGACGGAUGAUGUCCAGGACAAGGCCGUAGAUGGAAAGGUUACCGCCGACGACAAGGCUGGCGAUGUGAAGGAUACCGCCGAGGACGCGAAGGACGGAACCCAGGAAGCCGCCGACGAUGUCAAGGACUCUAUCGAAGAUCAGACCAGCGGUCUUGAUCUGAGCCUUCUCAAGGGCCUUGAGGUUGAUGAGGAGGGCCUCGUCAGCAAAGACGGCAAACCCGUCGGUCGUCUCGUUGAGGGCGAUGCUGAGGACCUUGCUGGCUACCCCAUUGGCGACAAUGGUGAGAUCCUCGAUGACGAUGGUGAUCUUGUUGGUCGCUGCGAGCUGCUCCCUGAGGACCAGCUUCCUGACAAGCUUAAGAAGGGCGCCGAGGGCGCUGGCUCUCAGAUGCCUCCUCUCAGCAUUCUCAAGGGUCUGACCGCCGAUAAGACUGGUCAGAUCCUGAAUGAGGACGGUGACUUCGUUGGUCACCUGGUUGAGGGUGACCCAUCUGACAUUCAGGGCAAGCAAUUUAACGAGGAUGGAGAGAUUCUCGAUGAUAAUGGCAAUGUCAUUGCCCGAGCCCAGCUCCACCCUGACGCUGCCGACCUUGUUGAUGAUGACGACGAGGAUGAAGAAGAGGAGGGCGGUGCCGCUGAGGGCGCUGUCGAUGGCGUUAAGGGCGCUGCUGAAGACACCAAGGACGACGUCAAAGACACCGCCGAAGACACCGCCGAGGGCGCUAAGGACGAGAUCGAAGACAAGGCCGCCGAUGUCGAGGACGAGCUCCCCGGCGUUGAGGCGCUCGAGGGUCUCGAGGUCAACUCCGAGGGUGAGGUCCUCAACGACGAGGGCGAAGUUGUUGGCCAGGUCGGCGACGGCUUCGACGGCGACGUUAAGGACCUCAAGGGCCUCACUGUCAAUGAGAAGGGCGAGGUCGUUGACUCUGAGGGCAAUGUCCUCGGCAGCGUCGAGCUUGCUGAAGGCGCCGCUGAGAAGCUCAAGGAUUCUGCCAAGGGCGCACUCGACAUCCGAAUCCUGGACGGUCUCAAGGUCAACAAGAAGGGCAAGGUGCUUGAUGCCGAGGGUGAGGAGAUCGGUGAGCUUGCCGAAGGCGAGGUCAAGGACUGCGCUGGCAAGACCAUCAACGACCAGGGCGAGGUCCUAGACAAGGAGGGCAAGUCUAUCGGCAAGGUCCAAGUCGUCGCUGGCGAGGCUGCUUUCGAGGCUCAGAAGGAGCUCAAGGAGCGCCUUGGCGAGGUCGAGCCUGAGGUCAAGGAAGUCGAGGUCACCCCUGAUAUUGAUGUUCUUGAUGGCCUGAAGGUUAACAAGAAAGGUCAAGUCCUCGACGAAGAUGGUGAGCCAAUUGGUGAGCUUGCUGAAGGCGAUAUUGAGAAGUGCGCCGGCAAGAAAAUCAACGAGAAGGGUCAGGUGCUCGACAAGGACGGCAACGUUAUCGGAAAGGUCAAGACCCUCCCCAAGAUGAUCGAGCAGCAGGUCAACCAGGCCGAAGAUGCUGCGGAAGAAGCCGAAGAUGCUGAGGAGGAUGCGGAGGACGCCGAAGAGGGUGCUGAGGACGCGAAGGCUGCCGCCGAAGGUGCUCAGGAUGCUGCUGAGGAUGCCGCUGAGGAUGCCGAGGAGGAUGCCGAGGAGGCUGGUGAAGAUAACAUGCCACCUCUUUCCAUCCUCGACGGACUCACUGUCAACAAGUCCGGAAAGCUCAUUGAUGGCAAUGGCAACAUUGUCGGCGAGCUUGUUGAGGGUGACGCGAAGAAGCUUUCCAAAGCCGGCAUUACCUCUGACGCCGAGGGUCAGUUCUGGGACAACAAGGGUAAGGUCAUUGGCCGCGCCCAAACUGUUCCCCAGGAGGAUGGCGAGGAGGAGGCUCCCUUCGCUGGCCUUGAGGGACUGACCGUCGUGAAGGACGGCUACGUUGAGGACAGGAAUGGCAACCGCGUCGGUCAGGUCGUCGAGGGUGACGCCAAGAAGCUCAUUGGCCGUACCGUCGAUGAGGAUGGUGAUAUCCUGGAUAAGAAGGGUUCAGUCGUCGGACACGCUGAACGCGUUGAAGAAGAAGAGGCUCCCGAGGAAGAUGCACCCGAGCCUGAGGACCUUUCUAUCCUGAAGGGCAAGACCGUCAAUAAGCAGGGUAACGUCAUCGGCGACGAAGGCGUGCCCAUCGGUCGCCUUGUUGAGGGUAAUCCCAAGGAGCUCAAUGGACGCCAGAUUGACGAGGACGGCCAGAUCUGGAAUGAUGCUGGCAAGGUCAUCGGUCGUUGCGAGCUCAUUCCCGAGAAUGAGCGUGAGACCAAGCCCGAGGGCAUCUUUGGUGGCCUUGAGGGCCUCCGUGUCAUCGCUGAUGGCAAGGUGGCUGAUGAGGAUGAGAAUGUCGUUGGAGAGGUUGUCGAAGGCAAUGCCAAGCGCCUCGUUGGUCUUCGAGUUGACGAGGAUGGCGAUAUCCUUGAUAAAUUCGGUAACGUGAAGGGUCAUGCCGAGCCCAUCGAGGAGGGGGACCCCGAGGAGGAGGAACCCGAGGAUCUCUCCGCCCUUGAGGGUCUUACUCUCAACAAGCAAGGCAAGCUCGUCAACCAGGAAGGUAUCCCUAUCGGCCGAUUGGUCGAGGGCAACCUCAAGGAGCUUUCUGGCCGCAAGUCUGACGGCGAGGGCCUGAUUCACAACGACACCGGAAAGGUUGUUGGCCGCUGCGAGCUGAUCCCCGAGAAUGAGCGCGAGUCCAAGCCCGAAGGUAUCUUCGGCGGUCUUGAGGGUCUUCGCGUCAUUGCUGAUGGCAAGGUCGCCGAUGCUGACGACAACGUCGUCGGUGUUGUCGUUGAGGGUGACGCUAAGCGUCUUAUCGGCCUGCAUGUCGAUGAGGACGGAGACAUUCUCGACAAGCAUGGCAAUGUUAAGGGCCACGCUGAGCCUCUUGAGGAUGAAGAGGAGGCUGCUCCUGUUGAUCUCUCAUCUCUUGAUGGACUCACCCUGAAUAAGCAAGGGUACCUCGUCAACAAUGAGGGUAUUCCUGUUGGUAAGCUCGUUGAAGGCAACUUGAAGGAGCUGGCAGGUCGCAAGUCUGACGGUGAGGGACUUAUCCACGGAGACACUGGCAAGGUCGUCGGACGUUGUGAGCUCAUUCCUGACAACGAGCGUGUCACUCGCCAGGAGGGACCGUUCGCCGGCUAUGAAGGCCUCCGCGUCGUCAAGGACGGAUUCGUUGAGGACAACGACGGCAACCGUGUUGGCCAGAUCACCGAGGGUGAUGCGAAGAAGCUUGUCGGUCACUCUGUUGAUGAAGAUGGUGAUAUCAUCGACAAGUACGGCAACGUCAAGGGUCACGCUGAGCCUUUCGAGGAAGAAGAAGAAGAGGUUGAGGAGGUCGACCUCUCUGCUCUUGCUGGCUGCACUAUCAACAAGGCAGGCAACGUCGUCGACUCUUCCGGCACCAUCCUUGGACGCGUGUCUGAGGGUGACCCAGCCACCAUGGUUGGAAAGAAGGUAGAUGGAAAGGGCCAGAUCUGGGACAACGCUGGAAACAUCGUUGGUAAGGCUGAGCUCGUCCACGGCGCCUCAUCCGGACCCGAGGGCCCCUUCGCUGGCUUCGACAACAACACUGUCGCCAAGGACGGCACUGUCCAGACUGCUGAUGGCUCUAUCAUCGGUCGUGUCAUCGAGGGUGAUAUCAAGAAGCUUACUGGACACCACGUUGACGAAGAUGGCGACAUCAACGACAAGAACGGCAACGUCAUCGGUAAGGCCGAACGAUGGGAGCCUGAGGAGAAGGAGCGCCGCAUCAACCCCAUGUCUGGCAUGCGUGUCAACAAGGAGGGUGACGUUCGUGAUGAGAACGGCGAUGUCAUCGGUCGUCUUACUGCUGGUGACCUUGGUCAUUGCGCUGGUCUCGAGAUUGAUGACAACGGGUAUGUCAUCGAUAAUGACGGCAACAAGGUCGGAGAGGUUACUCUUCUCGGCAACAUCCAAGAAGAGGAGAUUCCAGAGGAUGAGACCGAUGAGGAGAGGCAGCGCCGCGAGGACUCCGAGCUUGCCAACAAGAUGGCUGCUAUCUGCCAGCAGACACUGGAGCGUGUCCAGCCCGUCAUGAAACAGAUCACCGAGCACAUCGAGAAGGCCGACCGCACACCUCGCGACGAGCUCGACGAGGAGGAGUUGGUCAACAAUGUCAAGCCUCUCAUCGAAGAGGGUGGACGUAUGUUGAACGAGUGCAACGGCUCGCUCCGUGGUCUUGACCCCGAUGGUCGCAUUGCUGCUCAGGCUAAGGGCCGCCAGCAGACUGGUGAGGCCACUCCUGAGGAGUACAAGCUUGCGGAUUGCUUGAAGGAGCUCACAUCCUCUGUGGUUACCACCAUCGACAAUGCAAAGAAGAAGAUCUCAGACAUGCCCCACGCCAAGAAGAAGCUCAACCCUCUCUGGUCUCUUCUCACAGAGCCUCUGUUCCAGAUCAUCGCCGCUGUUGGUCUGCUGUUGACUGGUGUUCUCAACCUGGUCGGCAAGCUCCUCAACGGUCUUGGUCUUGGUGGCCUGGUCAACGGUCUCCUAGGUGGGCUUGGUAUCAACAAGCUGCUCAGCGGUCUUGGUCUUGGUGGCCUGUUCGGUGGUGACGACAAGAAGAAGAAGAGUGGAGGUGGCGUAAGCAACAUCCCUCUUGUCGGCGGUCUGCUCGGCGGCAAGAAAUAG